AAGUGGCAAUGAUGGAGGCUAAUGCGGAAUCAACAGCGAAUUCACUCCUGAAAGAAGAGUGCUAUGCUGGUUUUCUUAAAGAGGAAUUUGAUGUUAAGACAUACACAGCUCAAGCUAUUCAUCAUGCAGUCAUUGCAGAGCAGCUGGCAAAGCUGGCAGAGGGCAUCAGUCAGCUGGAUAAAGAAUUGCACUGUCAGGUUGUUGCCAGACAUGAGGAUCUAUUGGCUCAGGCUACAGGCAUUGAGUCUCUUGAAGGUGUCUUACAAAUGAUGCAGACCAGGAUUGCAGCUCUGCAGAGUGCUGUGGACAGGAUAAGGACCAAAAUCGCGGACCCUUACAAUAGGAUUGUGGCACGGACAGCCCAGCUGGCCCGCUUACAGGUGGCGUGUGACCUGUUGAGGAGAAUCAUCCGCAUUCUGUACCUGAGCAAACGACUGCAUGGGCAACUGCAGGGGGGCAGCAGAGAGAUCACCAAAGCUGCCCAGAGCCUCAACGAACUGGAUUACCUGUCUCAAGGUGUGGAUCUGUCAGGUAUUGAUGUGAUAGAGAAUGAUUUGCUGUACAUCAGUCGAGCGCGGUUGGAGGUGGAAAAUCAAGCCAAACGUUUACUGGAACAGGGCUUGGAAAUUCAGAAUCCGUCUCAGGUGGGCACGGCCCUACAGGUGUUUUAUAAUCUCGGCAGUCUGAGAGAAACCAUAAGAAACGUUGUAGACGGAUACCGAGCGUCUGUGCAAGAGAACGUCGUAAAUGCUCUGGACAUUAAAGUUCUCACUCAGCCUGCCAACACCAGAGGUGCUCCUGGCCGAGCCAUCAUGCCCACUCCUGGAAACACGGCUGCGUUUCGCGCUGCUCUGUGGACAAAUUUAGAGAAGCUAAUGGACCAGAUCUGUGCCGCGUGUGCUCAGGUUCAGCACCUGCAGAAAGUUUUAACCAAAAAAAGGGACCCAGUGACCCAUGUGUGCUUUAUUGAUGAGAUCAUCAAGGAUGGGCAGCCAGACAUCUUGCACACCUUCUGGAGUUCAGUCACUCAGACGCUCUCUGAGGAGCUGAAGAAAGCCACAGCCGCAUCAAACUUCCUGAAACAGGCUCUGGAGGGAGAGUACCCUAAACUCCUGAGGCUGUAUAAUGAGUUGUGGAAGCGACUGCAGCAGUACAGUGCCAGUAUACAGGGGGCGCUAGUGAGCAGCAGUGCAGGUCUGGAUAUGGAGCUGCCAGCAUCAGAGAAUGAUACAGAUGACCUGUUCAUCAGGACUAAACCAGACUAUGAUCCAGAGAAAGAUCUUAAGGAUUCCCUGCAGCCUUACGAAGCAGCGUACCUGUCCAAAUCUCUGUCACGCCUCUUUGACCCCAUCAACCUUGUGUUCCCUCAAGGGGGGCGAAACCCGCCCUCUAAUGACGAACUGGACAGCAUCAUAAAGACCAUAGCCAGCGAGCUGAACGUUGCAUCAGUGGACCCCGGCCUGACGAUCGCGGUGGCCAAGAACGCCGCCAAGACAGUGCAGCUCUUUUGCGUGAAGUCAGAGCAGUUGCUGUGUACGCAGGGUGAUGCCAGUCAGGUGAUCGGGCCCCUGACAGAGGGCCAGAGGAGGAAUAUCGCGGUGGUUAACUCUCUUUACCGCUUGCAACAGGCCGUCGCUAAAGUAAUAUCUGGGUUGGGCAACUUCCCUCCAGCCGCAGAACAAUCGCUCACUGCAUCUUUAGAGUCAGUCCUGGCACUGAUGAGUAGUGCCGUUCAGCCUCUGCUCAGUUCUGUCACCGACUCUGUUGAAGCCAUACUCAUUACCAUGCACCAGGAGGAUUUCUCUGGUCCUCUCCCGGCGGGCGGCCGUCCAGACGUGCCAUGCUCUCUGUACAUGCGCGAGCUGCAGGGAUUCAUCGCCCGUGUCAUGAAUGACUACUUCCGCCCGCUGCAGUGUCUGGACUUCCUGUACGACAGCACAGAGAACAUCGCCCAGCGUGCCAUCGCCCUCUUCAUCCGCCACGCCAGCCUCUUGCGCCCGCUCGGGGAAGGAGGGAAGAUGAGGUUGGCGGCUGACUUCGCUCAGAUGGAGUUGGCCGUUGCUCCUCUCUGCAGACGGGUGUCAGAUCUGGGGAAGGCAUACCGUCUGCUGCGAUCUUUCAGGCCGUUGCUGUUCCAAACGAGUGAGCACAUUGCUAGCAGUCAGGCGCUGGGAGAUCUGAUUCCAUACAGCACCAUAUUGCAUUUCCUGUUCACUCGCGCCCCGGCUGAACUCAAAUCACCACACCAGAGAGCGGAGUGGUCAAUCUCACGUUAUUCUCAGUGGUUGGAUGACCACCCAUCUGAGAAGGACCGUCUCACACUUAUUAGGGGUGCGUUGGAGGCAUACGUGCAGUCUGUGCGAGCCAGACAGGGGAAGGAGUUUGCGCCUGUGUAUCCCAUCAUGAUUCAGCUGUUACAGAAGGCCACAUGCGCAUCAUAGGACUGAUAGCCUCAUCGCACCAUAACUGCAGAGUGAUGGAGAGAUGAUUGAUCAUGACUAUAAACACUCAUCAUUACCAACAUAUAAUAAUUAUCUGUUAUUAUGGCUGCUUGUCAAAGUCAAAUGGGUUUGUUUCAUGGGUUGUUACUGGCACUAGUAAGGCUUUAAAUAGGAUUCCUAAGUUUUGUGUUGCAAUGCAGAAUGAAAUUAAUUACUCAACACAUUAGUUAAAGGUGUAAAUGCUGAUUAAAGAAUGUUGUAUGGCUUCAUUACAACUCUGAAUUAUGAAAUGAGUUUUGUUAAUAAAAGAGACUUUCACAAGUUCA
This is a messenger RNA of Myxocyprinus asiaticus (Chinese sucker), 2767 nucleotides long. Its product is annotated as conserved oligomeric Golgi complex subunit 5-like. The transcript is spliced from 22 exons. Gene Ontology annotation, biological process: intra-Golgi vesicle-mediated transport. Bases 9 to 2441 code for a protein of 810 amino acids. Gene Ontology annotation, cellular component: COG complex. The record is from RefSeq and is a predicted model, not a curated record. NCBI's taxonomy places the organism in Eukaryota, Metazoa, Chordata, Actinopteri, Cypriniformes, Catostomidae.